AUGAGUUUGACCUCCGCGCUGAAGGGACUUUCAAGAUCUUUGUUCGUAUAUUGGCCAAUACACGCGCCUGUCAUGGGUGUUACCAGGUUUGCACAUCUCAUGCGCGAAAGCUGGGUUCAAUUCCCAGACGAAGAACUUUGGGGCUCUUCCUUACGUUUUAUAUUCUUAGGUCAACUCUGGCGUCCCAUGAGGUCACAACGCGUAGUUGGCGUUGAGUCUAGGUGCGAUAGGGCGCGUGCACUGGAGAACUGA
This is a messenger RNA of Laccaria bicolor S238N-H82, 252 nucleotides long. RefSeq lists its product as uncharacterized. The record is from RefSeq and is a predicted model, not a curated record. The transcript is spliced from 2 exons. The coding region runs from base 1 to 252 and encodes 83 amino acids. NCBI's taxonomy places the organism in Eukaryota, Fungi, Basidiomycota, Agaricomycetes, Agaricales, Hydnangiaceae.